AUGCCGUCAACGCUCACCACCGCGGUGCUCCUCGCCGCACUCGCGGCCGGCGGCGGCGCCUCCGCCAUCCCGCAACCCCGCCAGACGCAGCAGACGCAUCUCCUCGCCGAGACCGACUAUGGCAGCUUCCAGGGGGCGUACUCCGAGAGGUACAACAUCUCGUACUGGCAGAAGAUCCCCUUCGCCGCGCCCCCCGUGGGCGAGAACCGGUUCCGGGGACCCCAGCCGCCGGUGGCUGUCGAGGGGGUUUACGACUCCAGCCAGACGUUUGACAUGUGUCCGCAGCGGACCGUCAACGGCUCCGAGGAUUGCCUCUACCUAGGCCUCUAUUCCCGACCCUGGGAGAAAUCCCAACCCCUGAAGCCCGUGGUCGUUACCUUUUACGGCGGCGGCUUCAUCCAAGGAUCGGCCGCCUUCUCCAUCCCGCCCUCGGCGUUCCCGAUCCUCAACGUCUCCGACGCCUCCGACAUGAUGUUCGUGUACCCCAACUACCGCACCAACGCCUUCGGCCUGCUGCCGGGAAAAGAAAUCGCCGCGGACCCCAAGUCGGACCUGAACCCAGGCCUGCUAGACCAGGAGGCCGUGCUGAGGUGGACGAAGAAGUACAUUGCACAGUUCGGCGGCGACCCGGACGACGUGACGAUCUGGGGCCAGUCGGCCGGCGGCGGGAGCGUCCUGGCGCAGGCGUUCGCGCGGGGCGGGACGCAGAAGCUGUUCCGCAAGGCGAUGGCGAGCAGCCCGUUCUGGCCCAAGACGUAUCGGCACGACAGCGCGGAGGCGCAGGCGCUGUACGACGAGCUGGCGGAGCGGACGGGGUGCGCGGGGCCGGAGAGCCUGGCGUGUCUGAAGAGGGCCGAGGUGCAGACGAUCCGGGACGCGAGUCUGGCCAUGACGACGGCGCACCAGUACAACACGUCGACGUUCAACUGGUCGCCGGUCAUCGACGGGGAGUUCCUGCAGGAGCCGCUCUCCGAGGCGACGACGGCGGGGAGGGUGAAUAUGGAGGUGGUUUUCGCGAUGCAUAACACGCACGAGGGCGAGAACUUCGUCCCCCCGGGACUGCAGGGCGCCUCGGACGCGGGGUCGCCUGCUUUCAACUCGAGCGAGGCGUCUUUUGACAAGUGGCUCAGGGGAUUCCAGCCCGGGUUUGGGGAUUGCGAGAUCGAGGCUGUGAAGAAGCUGUAUCCCCCGGCGGGCACCACGGAGACGAUCUCGUAUAAUACGACGUACGUCAGGGCCGGGCUCAUCUAUAGGGAUGUGGUGUUGUCGUGUCCUGCGUACUGGUUUGCUGGGUCUGCGCCCAAUGGCGGAUGGCUGGGCGAGUACUCGCUCAAUCCCUCCAAGCACGCCAGUGAUACCGUCUGGUGGAACCAGGUCAACGCGGUGCAAACGCAGGAUCCAGUCCGUUACCGUGGCUAUGCUGGUGCCUUUGCAUCCUUCUUUCAGACCAGUGACCCCAACGCCCUGAAACUCUCGCCGUCCACGGCAGCUGGCGUACCUUCCAUCAAGGAAAACAAGGAGUGGACGGUUGUCGACGCAGGUUUCGAGACUGCUAAGCUAGACCACCUGGAGACAAGAUGUGGGUUUUGGCAAAAGGCGGCAGCAAAGAUACCCAUCUAG
Messenger RNA from Colletotrichum karsti, 1620 nucleotides. Its product is annotated as carboxylesterase. Lineage: Eukaryota; Fungi; Ascomycota; Sordariomycetes; Glomerellales; Glomerellaceae. The transcript has 5 exons. The record is from RefSeq and is a predicted model, not a curated record. Bases 1 to 1620 code for a protein of 539 amino acids.